Molecule: messenger RNA, 4166 nt
Organism: Cololabis saira (Pacific saury)
Lineage: Eukaryota; Metazoa; Chordata; Actinopteri; Beloniformes; Belonidae
Gene: iqsec1b
Product: IQ motif and Sec7 domain ArfGEF 1b
Exons: 14
Coding region: 218-3871 (1217 amino acids)
Biological process (GO): regulation of ARF protein signal transduction; actin cytoskeleton organization
Molecular function (GO): guanyl-nucleotide exchange factor activity
Source: RefSeq, a predicted model, not a curated record
GGACAUGGCGGGCGAGUUCUGGGAGGCGAUCGGAGACCAGAUUUACUAUUGGAUUACUAAUCAAUCUUCCAUGGGAAGGAGAUAUUUUCCGGAAACAAGAGUGUUUUAUACCAGUGCGUGUAAAGGAUUAAUGAGCCGGAGCGGAUAGACCUGGGGACGGAGACAGACGGACCUGUGUGUGGAAGAUGAUGCCCCGGGCGGUGAGGUGGGCACAUCUAUGGUUCUCAGUGGCAGUUACAGUUGCAUCCCAGUGACGGACAGCAGUGGACCCAGACCCGCCCACCUGGACCGUGAGCUCUACCUGCCCCGCCACUCUCGGGCCCGCAGGCCCAAGCUUCAGCACCCUCAGUCUGUUCUCCGUAAACAGGCAGAGGAAGAGGUUAUCAAGAGAUCCUGGUUACUGUCUGACAGCUAUGAGCUCUCAUCUGACCAACACGACAAGCAGGGGGAAAUGCUAGAGCGUAAAUAUGGUGGCCGUUUCAUUACCCGGCAUGCUGCUCGCACCAUCCAGACAGCCUUUCGUCAGUAUCAGAUGAACAAGAACAUUGAAUGUUUUAGGAGUUCUAUGUCGGAGAACCCUAUGUGCAGAAGGAUUGUUCUUUCCGAUAUGAGAAUGCAGUUUUCCUUUGAAGAAUAUGAAAAGCAGGUCUCACUAACUGAUGAUGACUCUGAAGUUGAUGCGCUGGUGAAGUCAGAACAUGGUGAGGAAAGGGGCAUGCAGGCCCACACAACACACAGCAACUUCAAAGAUGCCCUUACAGAUUUAGAGGAUGCCUUCUCCAGGCAGGUCAAAUCUCUGGCCGAAUCAAUAGAUGACACAAUAAACUGCCACAGCGUACUUGAUAAAGACUGUCAGCCACAGCCAGGGAGAGGCCAAUUGGAGAUAGGCAGGGAGCUCACCUGCCACGUGAAACCUUCCCACAGCACUCCUGAAAACUGUAAAGGGGAGGAGAUGACAAGAUCUUACAGUGGGGUCGUACUUUACAUUGACGAAGAAGAAUUAUCACCUCCCCUGCCCGUGGACCGGCACUCCAUCACAGAAUUGGACGUGAGCAAGCUUUCCCUCAAUUCCCCCCAGGACUACUGGUUAAUGGCUCAUAAAGAUGAAAUAUGGGACCCUGACACUAGCUACCACAGCACACCUUCCUUAGAAAGAUGGGAACAGCGUCUGCGUGUUGACCACCUUCCCUUAUUGACCAUAGAACCUCCCUGUGACAGUUCGGUGCAGCUGAGGAAUCAGUCUGACCACAGCUCUUGGAGCCCCAGCAACCAGCACAUGAGCCCCAAACACAUCGGCCAGAGCCUGCCACCGUGGAGGCCCCCGAGAGAAGAAGAUUUCUCUCACCAUCAUCCCCGACUAGAGUCCUACGUGGAUAUCAAUGGUACAGUAAACCCACGGAGCAAGUCAGAGUCUGAUUUAUCUGACAGUGUCGACAGCACAUCAGACUCGAUCGACUGUAGCUCAGAGUCUUCGUCUAGGUACAGCCUGAGGGAGCAGGAGCUCAGCAAAAAGACAUACCACAAAGAAACUCCUAACAGCUGGGACUCACCUGCUUUCACCAAUGACAUCAUUCGCAAGCGACACUACCGCAUUGGUCUAAACUUCUUCAACAAGGAACCAGAAAAAGGCAUCCAUUAUCUGAUAGAACAAAACUUUGUUCCAGACACCCCAACGGGUGUGGCCGAUUUUCUGCUCCAGAGGAAAGGCUUGAGUAGGCAGAUGAUUGGCCAGUUCCUGGGUAACCGGCAAAAAGAGUUCAACCGGGAUGUUCUUGAUUGUGUGGUGGAUGAAAUGGAUUUCUCAGCUAUGGAAUUGGAUGAGGCACUCAGAAAAUUCCAGGCACACAUCAGAGUACAAGGGGAAGCACAGAAGGUUGAGCGAUUGAUUGAAGCAUUCAGCCAACGCUACUGCAUCUGCAACCCUGGAGUGGUGCGACAGUUCAGGAACCCAGACACCGUGUUUAUGCUUGCCUUUGCCAUCGUCCUCCUCAACACCGAUAUGUACAGCCCCAAUGUUAAACCUGAAAGCAAGAUGAAAUUGGAGGACUUUGUUCAAAACCUUCGAGGAGUUGAUGAUGGGGAGGACAUUUCUCGAGACAAGCUGGUAGGGAUAUAUGAGCGGAUUCGCAACCGAGAGCUCAAAACUAAUGAAGACCACGUAUCCCAGGUUCAGAAAGUGGAAAAACUGAUUGUUGGAAAAAAGCCAAUUGGCUCUUUACACCAAGGUCUUGGCUUUGUACUGUCACUAUCCCACAGGAGACUGGUGUGUUACUGCAGACUUUUUGAAGUACCUGACCCCAAAAAAACACAAAAGUUGGGCAUGCAUCAAAGGGAGAUCUUCCUUUUUAACGACCUGAUAGUGGUUACAAAGAUUUUUCAGAAGAAAAAGAACUCUGUGACGUACAGCUUUCGGCAAUCCUUCUCACUUUCUGGCAUGCAAGUAUUGCUCUUUGAGAAUCGGAAUUAUCCCAAUGGAGUUUGUUUGACAUCAGCCAUUCCUAGAGCAGGCGUCAAAGUCCUCAUUAAUUUCAACGCUCCCAACUCUCAGGAUCGCAAAAGGUUUACUGACGAUUUGCGAGAAUCUAUUGCAGAAGUUCAAGAAAUGGAGAAGUAUCGGAUAGAAUCUGAUCCAGAAAAACAGAAGGGUGUGUUGAGGCCCAGUUUUUCCCAGACUUUGGGAUUAAAGAAGGAAACUGGAAAUGGCAACCUGAGCCAAGCAAGCCUUGAUGACAGCUAUGCAACUGGUGCAGGUCUGAAGAGAAGCCCCUUCAGCAGCUCCCUACACGACCUCUCGGAUGCAGGGCGGCGGGGGAGACGCCACAGUGUGGGAUCACUAGACAGCAAUCUGGAAGGCUCCAUCAUUAGCAGUCCUUGUGUGCAGCAGAGAAGCCCGUCCAGCCGGAACUGUCCGUCCCGCUGCAGUGACAAGUCACUGCCCAACUCUCCCUCAUUGCUUAGGUCUUUGUUUGGCACCAGGCGGGCGAUGUCCCCCAGCCCUAACUUUCAACCCCCACAUCUCACCCAGAUCUCUCCCAGCCUGCACCGGUCCCCCAGCCCUAACUUUCAACCCCCACAUCUCACCCAGAUCUCUCCCAGCCUGCACCGGUCCCCCAGCCCUAACUCUCAACCCCCACAUCUCACCCAGAUCUCUCCCAGCCUGCACCGGUCCCCCAGCCCUAACUUUCAACCCCCACAUCUCACCCAGAUCUCUCCCAACCUGCACCGGUCCCUCAGCCCUAACUCUCAACCCCCACAUCUCACCCAGAUCUCUCCCAACCUGCACCGGUCCCCCAGCCCUAACUCUCAACCCCCACAUCUCACCCAGAUCUCUCCCAACCUGCACCGGUCCCCCAGCCCUAACUCUCAACCCCCACAUCUCACCCAGAUCUCUCCCAACCUGCACCCAGCAGCUUGUGUGGGGACGGACACACCGGUCCCCGUGCGCCCACACCAAACCCAACUACGCCAAUGGAGCCAAAACCCCCCAUCUUACCCCCACAACCACCACCCACCAGCCCACCCGCAGCACGCUCUGCACCAGCACCACCAGCACCACCCGCCCACUCACCAGCCACACCCCCCCACUCACCAGCACCACCCCCCCACUCACCAGCACCACCCCCCCACUCACCAGCACCACCCCCCCACUCACCAGCACCACCCGCCCACUCACCAGCACCACCCCCCCACUGCUGCCAGCCAACAGCCACCCCACCCACCUCACCCUCACCUGCAGCACAGCCAUGGGAGCCAUUCAGCACAUUCUCUCUCCUCCACCCACACCCCCGACCUCCACAGUCUCACGGUGCCGCCCGUUCAGAGUCUCAGCGGUACCAAACCCAAGCACAACGGCAUCAGUACCGUGGUGUGAGGUCUGCACUGCAGACUCUGGGCCCAGUGUUUGCUGUCUGAGAUGUGACGCCGGAUAAUAUGUUAUGCUUUCUUCAUCUUUUUUUCUCCCUAACAAUCAUAACAAGCACAGAUCAUUUAUCUUUUUUAUUUCAAGUAACCCCUUUCAUGUAGUUUUCAGUCUUAAAUCAUGUCUGCUUCAAGAGAAACAGGGGGUGGAAGGCAUAAAUAGAAGUAUAUUAAUACAGGACUGUCUCAGAAAAUUAGAAUAUUGUGAUUUUCUGUAAUGCAAUUACAAAAAAAAAAAUGUCAUACAU